This is a messenger RNA of Microstroma glucosiphilum, 2367 nucleotides long. RefSeq lists its product as hypothetical. The coding region runs from base 183 to 2021 and encodes 612 amino acids. Lineage: Eukaryota; Fungi; Basidiomycota; Exobasidiomycetes; Microstromatales; Microstromataceae. Gene Ontology annotation, cellular component: membrane. The record is from RefSeq and is a predicted model, not a curated record. Gene Ontology annotation, biological process: carbohydrate metabolic process; glycosaminoglycan metabolic process. Gene Ontology annotation, molecular function: beta-N-acetylhexosaminidase activity. The transcript has 3 exons.
GCUCCCGUACUGCGAUCUGUGCAACACGAUGCAGCUCUUCUGAUCGACAGGCAGUCAGGGGGUAUGAUCAGACCUCAGAGUGAGCUACUGGAGAGACGGUGAGAAACUAUCCCUGGAUAUGCAUACACUUUUGCCCAUUCUCGUCCUCUUGCAUACUCUACAUUCUUCUCCUAGGCCAAAGUAUGGUGGCUCACAAGCGACCUACACCGCUAUCAGCGAUGAUUGGGGCCCUAUCGUUCGCAAUCCUCCUCUUCUGCCUCUUUGAUGCCCGGCCAGUCAAAGCUAUCUGGCCUCACCCAACUUGGCUGAGCGAAGGCGCGAUCUCGCGCAGUCUAGACCCCUCCAAGCUCAAGCUCACCUCCAAUGUGGCUCUGCCUCCAGACGUCCAAGAAGCCUUUGCCAGAACAAUGGACAACAUCGCCCGCCACUCCUUGCCUAGCCAUUUGCACAGACCGAGCUCGACAGGCAAAGGGGAGCAGGUUUUGGAGGUGCACCUCCAGGUCGCUCCUUGGGGACACAAGCAGGAGCAAGGAAUUGGAAAGAGAGGAGCAAAGCAAUCUUAUCUGGGCAAAGGGAACCGGACUGGCCUGUCGAAUAUAGCCGCCGAAUCAAUCCAGAAGCUCGAAGAGUUGGAUGAGAAGUAUCACUUGAUGGUCCCGCAAGAGGGGAGGAUCACCAUUGGAGCUGCGUCGGCUCUUGGAGUCUUCAGGGGUCUCACAACUCUUGAGCAUCUGGUGUACGCUUGGGACGGUCACGCUCUUGCGAUUCCUAAUACGCCCGUGAAGAUCAAGGACGAGCCAGCUUAUCCAUACCGAGGCCUCUUAAUAGACACUGCCCGCAACUACUACCCAAUUGCCGCACUCAAGCAUCAGCUCGAUGCAAUGGCUUUUGUCAAGAUGAAUCAGUUCCAUUGGCACAUCGUAGACAGCCAAUCGUUCCCACUAGAGCUGCCCGAUGAUCUGGCAAAAUUGAGCAAAGCAGGGGCUUACAGUGCCCAUGAAGUGUACUCGGCGGCCGAUGUUGCCGACUUGGUCCAGUAUGCCGCUGAGAGAGGGAUCAAUGUCAACGUAGAAAUCGACAUGCCUGGACAUACCUACGCAGGGGUAAAUGAGUUCGACUCCUCUCUGUUGUCAUGUCCAGACAUAUCGCCAUGGUCUGUGUAUGCCAACGAGCCUCCCUCUGGACAGCUCGAUCUGAGCAACUACAAAGUCCAUGACUACGUCGGCAAGCUUCUCACUGCUAUCUCGAAGAUGUUUCCGAGUCCAUACGUCUCGACGGGUAAUGACGAAGUCAACCUGGCAUGCUACAACGUGGCUAAUAACAGCGACAUCGAUGAGAGCCUUCUCAAACCCUUCGUCAGCAAAGCUCACGCGGUUCUGAAAAGGCACGGCAAGACGGCCAUGGUCUGGGAAGAAGCUGCUCUCAACUUUCCCGAGACUGGGAAAGCCUUGCUGCCUGGCACAAUUGUCGAGGCAUGGACUACGCCUGAUAACGUGGCUGCAAUCUUGACAGCCAAUGAAGGCGUCAAACUCCUGCAUGCGCCAUACACACACUUCUACCUGGACUGUGGGCGCGGGUCAUGGCUGACGAACACUACAGCAGCUGCGUGGUGCGAGUAUGUUCCCUGGGGCAAGAUGUACACUUUUGAUCCCACGGAAGGUACAUCCGAGACAACUGUGCACAGGGUCAUUGGAGGCGAAGCUGCACUCUGGAGCGAACAGAGCGACGCAGCCAACGCGGAUGGUCUAAUUUGGCCAAGAAGUGCAGCUGCUGCAGAGGUCUUUUGGACGGGGCAAUCAAAGUCAGCGUGGAAGAGAGCAAGUGCGGAUAUAGAAGUGUCCGAUGUCGUGCGAGACAAGGAUCAGGCGAAGGAGGGUGACAGGAGUGUCAGGAAUCUCGUCGAGGCUACCCCCCGCCUCGCCGAGCUGCGUGACAGGCUUGUUGCCCGCGGAGUCCGCGCUGAACCUCUGCAGCCCCGCUGGUGCGUCAGCCACCCAGAGUCGUGCAUGUCACCCGCCUGAGCGCCGUCUGGAUGAUAAUCGCGGGGUAGAAGCCACGGCUUAUCCUCGGGAAUCUUGUUGGCUGGGCACCCGUGAGUCUUUCCCAGUGUCUGUGCCCUCGCCGGGGCUGCUAUCUCUAACGGGGAAACCUUGUAGUCUAGUACACCAAGAGGCGUGUGGCUUUGAAGACUGGUAUGGACCCCGUUGCAUAAUGGGCGUGGCUUUGUCGCAGGAUUCUCCGCACCGUCGUGCCCACUUCCGUUCAAUGAUUGCCCGUCGUCGGCGCCACAAUAUAUUUGCCAAUUGCCAGACGCCGAUGCUUCUACCUACCUCUUGCAAGUCUUCUGUUUUGCUCAGCUCCAGGUCC